UAUCAGCCGUUGUUCUUGAGAGUCCUUGGUCGUGCUGCUUUGUCAGAAUUGACCGCAUGUGUUUAGAUAUUUGCCUCCAGAUCUUCCGUCGAAUAUGGCCCUGCUGAAGGGCAGUGCUCCCUGAGAAAAACACUCCUCAAGCAGAAUCUCAGCUGUGACAGACUGCUGAGAGUGGUGCUGCAGAAACUAUGUAAGCUGGUUUUGCGCUCCUGGAGUAAACAUGAUGAAAACGGAGUCUUCAGGAGAAAGAUCAACCCUCCGAAGUGCCUCUCCUCACAGGAACGCUUACAGAACUGAGUUCCAGGCGCUGAAAAGCACCUUUGACAAACCGAAAUCAGAUGGAGACCAAAAAGCGAAAGAGGAAGGAGAGGCCUCGCAGAGCAGGGGAAGGAAAUAUGGCUCAAAUGUCAAUAGGAUUAAGAACUUAUUUAUGCAGAUGGGCAUGGAGCCCACUGAAAGUGCUGGAGUUACCCCUAAAACCAGGGGGAAGGGUGGCCCUCCAUCACCUCAGAGGCGAAUUAGGCCCAAAGAAUUUGUAGAAAAAGCAGAUGGUUCAAUUGUGAAGUUGGAAUCAUCCGUCUCAGAAAGGAUUAGUAGAUUUGAUACUAUCCACGAUGGUCCUUCCUAUUCUAAGUUUACUGAAACUCGGAAGAUGUUUGAGCGAAAUGCUCAUGAAACGGGACAUUCCAAUCGCUAUUCCCCAAAGAAAGAGAAAGUCGUUUCCAAUGAGCUUCCGGAUGAGUGGUGCAGCUCGAAGUCUCACAGGGGCAGCACCGAUUCACUGGACAGUCUUAGCCCAAGGACAGAGACUGUCUCUCCAACUGUGAGUCAGCUCAGCGCAGUUUUUGAAAACACUGACUCACACAAUGUAAUUGUUGUAGAAAAGUCGGAAAACAACGAAGAGUACUCUGUAACUGGUCACUAUCCGUUAAACCUUUCAUCUACUGUUGCAAAUAUCUCUUCCCCGGUUGCAAACCUUGAGGGUUUCAGUCCUUUGAAAGAUGCCAGCACGUGGUCUCCCCCAGCCAAACAGAGUACAGGCAUGAUGUCUGUUGAGAACUCUCAGCAGAAUAGUGCGCCUUCAACACCAAGACAGAAGACAUCCACAGGCACUGCGGCAGGUUCAACAACAACUGAAGAAAUAAAGAAGAGUACAGAGGCUGCUUCUGCUGAGGGCUCUGCAGUGAGUCAACAGGAUUUGGUCAGCGUGCUUGACAGCGAAAAAUCUGUGGACAGCUGUGUGAGGAGUAGGUCAAAAAUAGAGACAGAAGGUUUGUUGCAACAAAAGGAACAGUUGGAACUUUCAGAGGCUGUCUUUGAUAGACCUGAAGCUGCAGGAUUACCAAGAAAUGUAGCUUCAGGUGGUGAUUUUGCCACAGAUGCUGUUUCAGAUGCUACUGAGUCCCAUUAUGAUGAGGCAAGUGAAAAAGAAGUGCAUGAAGAUGUGAAUAAUUUUCAGAGUUCCCAUGUGUACAUGCACUCUGACUACAAUGUGUAUCGGGUACGAUCGAGAUAUAAUUCUGACUGGGGAGAGACAGGUACAGAACAGGAUGAUCAGGAUGACAGUGACGAGAAUAACUGUUAUGAACCUGAUAUGGAAUAUUCUGAAAUUAAUGGAUUGCCAGAUGAAGAUGAAAUACCAGCCAACAGAAAAAUACAGUUUAGCCGUGCUCCAAUCAAGGUUUUCAAUACAUAUUCCAAUGAAGAUUAUGACAGGAGAAAUGAUGAAGUUGACCCAGUGGCUGCGUCAGCAGAAUAUGAACUCGAGAAGCGUGUGGAAAAGCUGGAGCUCUUCCCAGUUGAACUAGAAAAAGAUGAAGAUGGACUUGGCAUAAGCAUUAUUGGAAUGGGAGUUGGAGCAGAUGCAGGCCUUGAAAAACUGGGAAUAUUUGUCAAAACAGUAACAGAAGGUGGGGCAGCAGAAAGAGAUAGCAGGAUCCAAGUGAAUGACCAAAUUGUGGAAGUUGAUGGCAUCAGUCUGGUUGGUGUUACACAAAAUUUUGCUGCAACUGUUCUGAGAAACACCAAAGGGAAAGUCAGGUUUGUAAUUGGACGAGAAAAACCGGGACAAGUGAGUGAGGUUGCACAGCUGAUUAGCCAAACUCUAGAACAAGAACGCCGCCAGAGAGAGCUGCUGGAGCAGCAUUAUGCACAGUAUGAUGCAGAUGAUGAUGAGACAGGGGAAUAUGCUACAGAUGAAGAAGAUGAAGACAUGGGACCUGUCCUUCCAGGAGGUGACAUGGCUAUUGAAGUGUUUGAUCUCCCUGAAAAUGAUGAUAUGUUCUCCCCCAGUGAUGUGGACACCAGCAAGCUUGCUCACAAAUUCAAAGAGUUGCAAAUCAAACAUGCAGUUACAGAAGCUGAAAUUCAGAAGCUGAAGACGAAGCUGCAGGCUGCUGAGAAUGAGAAGGUGAGGUGGGAGUUGGAGAAGACCCAACUCCAGCAGAACAUUGAGGAGAAUAAGGAAAGGAUGAUGAAAUUAGAGAGUUACUGGAUUGAGGCACAAACCUUGUGUCACACAGUGAAUGAGCACCUCAAGGAGACGCAAAGCCAGUAUCAGGCUCUGGAGAAGAAAUACAACAAGGCAAAGAAACUAAUCAAGGAUUUUCAGCAAAAAGAACUUGACUUCAUCAAACGCCAGGAAGCUGAACGAAAGAAAAUAGAAGAUUUGGAGAAGGCACACCUUGCAGAGGUUCAAGGCUUACAAGCUCGUAUACGAGACUUGGAAGCAGAAGUUUUCAGGCUAAUGAAGCAAAAUGGGAGCCAGGUGAACAAUAACAACAACAUUUUCGAAAGGCAGACAUCUUUUGGAGAAGUUUCUAGAGAUCCAGUGGAAAAUCUAGACACUAAGCAAGUGUCCUGCCUGGAUGGCUUAAGUCAAGAUUUCAAUGAAGCAGUACCAGAAACGGAGAGACUGGACUCCAAAGCUCUGAAGACUCGAGCUCAGCUUUCAGUGAAGAACAAGCGGCAGAGGCCUUCUAGAACAAGGCUGUAUGACAGCAUCAGUUCAACUGAUGGAGAGGACAGCCUUGAACGAAAGCCAUCAAACAGUUACAGUAGUCCCAUGCACAUUUCAAAAUCACCACUGCCCUUAUGCAUGAGAGCAUCCUCACCAGCAUCAGAUUCUGGUGCUUCCUCCCUCUCCCCCGUGGCUAGCAGUGCAGCAAUCUCACUUGACAACCUAACUGAGAACCAAGAAGAAGGACAGCACUACAAAGGAGGUGUCCUUUCCCUGCAUGCUCGGGGAGACACUCCACUUUCCUCUCCUUCAAAAUCUGGGCACAGCUCUGAAGCAUCUCCUUUGCAUCACCCAGCUGGCAGGAAUAUUUUACAGGAUAAAGAUGGUGCCGCAUGUGCUCAGGCAGCAAGAACAACUAGCCCUACUAUAGGGCAUACAGAAAAACUAAAGCGAAAACUUGCAGAUCUUGGGGCUCCCUUGAGAAGGAGUUCAAACAAGGGCAAGAAGCGGAAAGAGAAAGAAGCUCUUAGGGUGACCUAUGGCAGUAGGACUACCAGAGAGCUUCUGCAGAAAUCAGCAAACACUAAAUCUUUAGCAGAGCGAUCCUCCUCUCUCCCACAUUGUGUACCAUUCACAUGGUAUGGAGAGAGUGGCAAGGGAUCCAAUUCUUCUAGCAACCUGCCAUCACCUACAAGCUCAACUGAACCUUCCUCUGAAAAUAUAAGUCCAGCUAAAAAAGGGUCAAAGAAUUUCACAUUCAACGAUGAUUUCAGUCCCAGCAGCACAAGUUCAGCUGAUUUGAGUGGUUUGGGAGCAGAACCUAAAACGCCAGGUUUCUCACACUCCUUAGCACUGUCGUCAGAUGAGAGCCUGGAUAUGAUUGAUGAUGAGAUCCUUGACGAUGGACAGUCUCCUAAGCACGUUCAGUGUCAGAGUCGUGCUGUUCAGGAGUGGAGCGUGCAGCAGGUUUCCCACUGGUUAAUGAGCCUAAACCUUGAACAGUAUGUUUCUGAAUUCAGUGCCCAAAACAUUAACGGGGAGCAUCUCCUUCAGCUGGAUGGGAGUAAGCUCAAGGCUCUUGGUAUGACAUCUUCCCAGGACAGAGCAAUCAUUAAAAAAAAGCUAAAGGAAAUGAAAGCAUCCUUGGAGAAAGCUCGCAAAGCUCAAGAGAAAAUGGAAAAGCAAAGGGAAAAGCUUCGGAAGAAGGAACAAGAGCAACUACAGAGGAAAUCGAAGAAAACAGACAAGUCUUCACCAGAUGCAACAGAGGGCACUAAUGAGCAGUGAUCAGCAGAAGUGCUGCUGUGUUAGAAAAGUGGAGGCACUUCAAGGGAAGAGAAACUCAUAUCCACUGGUGCCCCUUCAGCUUUCUUGUAUUCAUUACACAAGAGUGUGUACAGAGAAAUGGGGUUAUACAUAGAAUGACUAGGGAAAUUUAUAUUGUGUAGUUUUAUUUUCCCGCAUAUCCAGUUCACGCUCGUUGCUGUUGCCAUGUGAAACAACCCCAGCCCCUCGGUUUGUUUUGUUGUUGUUGACAGCUAACAGAUUUCAUAUUUUUGUGGCAGUGUUUCCUUCCAAACUACUCUUCUCUAUUGAGCUCUAUGUGUUUGGUCACUUCAGUAACCAGCAUGAUGCUGAGGAGCAUGGUCUACUGCUUCACCUCUUCUGAAUAGGAUGGCCAGUCAGAAUGAUUGGUGAACGUUUCUUCAGCUGGGUAAAAGGAGUUGUGCUCUGUCUGAUAAGAGUUGACUUAAUUUUCUAACUGUAAGUUCAGCUUCUUUACAGUGUUUGGGUACUCAGUUCCGUCUACUGGAGUAAAUUUCAUCUUGCGUCAGUACCUUGAAGCGACACUGCUCUGGAAACACAACUGUUCAGUGACUUCUUAUUAUACACUGGAAAUAAAGACAGGAGAAUUGAUAUUCCCCCUGGGCAAAAGACAGGAGGUGAAACUCUUUCUAUUAACUGUACAGUAGUUAAUCCAGGAAGGAGGCAAAGCCUUAAAUGAUUAUGUGGGUUUACACAGAAAUCUGAGGAUAACAUUUAUCCUUUAGAUAUCUGAGCAAGGAUGAAUUUCUAACUAGAGCACAGCGUAUAGAUCUGUAUAAAUUUCAUUGUGCUCCCAGUGUGUAGGCAACUUUCUUAUAGCACACUCCACUUUCUUUUUCAUGUGUUUUGAACAGGAAACUGGGCUUAUUUUGUUUUGGGUUUGUUUUUUCCAAGAAAGACACUUCAGAUUCAUUCUCCAAUAAGCUUUGUGCUGUGCUGUUAUGAAGCUGUUGUUGGAAACGAUUAUCAAACUUGAGUCUGCUAAAGAUUUUCAGUUUUUACAGAAGUGCACUUUAAGAAGAGGAAGACGAGGGAUUCUGUUUAGAAUUAGAUUCAGUACAUUGCUGUUAAGAUCAGUGCUGCCAUGGAGAUUACUAAAUCCAAAGCUGCCAUAUAUUGUUUUGAUUGAUGUGUUUAAAGAAUAUCCCCACCAAAACUCGAAAUUUUGGGCAUAGGCUGUAGAAUCUAUUGAUGGCUUAACAGUGGUUAUAUUACAUCCUUCAGAGAUUUCUGCUUUCCUGGUGUAUGAGGCCAUCAGCAAAGCCUGCUGCGUUUUGACUAUGACGGAAGCACUUCAUAGCUCGCACUGCAUGGUGUUACUGCCUCUUAAAAGUGGUAUUGAAAUAUUUAGUAUUUCUUCAAAAGAACGGACAGACAACAGGCAAAUAUCCACAAUUAGAAGCUAAAGGUAUUAGCUUACUGUAGUCAAAGCUAACUACAUAGCAGCGUUUAUAAUUGAGAAACAUCACUUCCCUUUCCUGCAUCCUGGAAGUUGCAAUCUUCAUCUAGUCAUGCCAACCCAUUAAGUUGUUUAAGAUGUCGAUGCAAAGUUAGAACCUUGAACAUAAAAAUUUGCCAGCCUAAUUGCAAAUAAUUGAAUUCUUUUGAAGAAAAUGUUUGUUUUGUUUUUGCUUGGCUUCUCUUCUGCUCUGUACUUUAUGUCAUUCAGAUUUGUGUCGGUAAAGUUCUCUGAAGCUCAGAUUUGAAAACAGUUGGGGUGCAAUAUUUAUAGUUGAAUUUCUUUUGAUCCUAAUAAUUUCUUUGACAUGUAAAAUGAUCCAUAAACUGAGUUCAUUCAAAAUUAAUACACAACAGAUCUACUUAGCAUUAGCUGUAUUUUUCCUUCCAAAUCCAAUUUAUACAAUUUCUGAUGUAUAUUUUAUCAGAUCUAAAAAUGAAAUUGGUGUAAAAGAUACUUCCUGGUAUUUCUAAAGGCUUGUGAUACUUUUCUUGAGAUAGAUAGACCACCAGCAAAAAAAAAAUACACCUGCUAACAAGAAUUCCACAUUGCAGUGAAUCUUUCUGUGCUCUUUGUAGGAGAAAAAUUAUGCAAAUGUUUAACGCAUCAUAAAACUAGCAAUUUAUAUUUGAGUCAGAAAAGUUACCUAGAAGAAACUGGAAAUUUAAUACUUUAAAUACAGUGAUGAUAAAUGCAUUCCAUUAUGAUUUUCUUUUAAAAUUAUGUUUACACUGUAGUAAUGUUUAAGUGGUUGUAUAUAAUAAUCUCCAGUGGUAUCCCUGGUUUAUGUUCUUUGUUUUCUUAGAAACCUGAGCAGACUGCUUGGCUUUAUACAUUGAGUUUUCAUUCUUUCUGCUUGGAACAGUGCCUAGUUAAUCUCUUCGUAAAUCAGAUUCUUAUUCUGCAGAGUAACUAAUUUGACCUAAGUCCUUUAAGCAUUCAGGGGGGUUGUAUUGCUUUGUGAUAGUGUUAUUAUGUUAUUCUCUGACUAAAAAAAUGCAACAAAGUCCUAACUUUAAAAAAAAGUAGUAGUUUGAGUUUAAAAUAAAACCAUAAAAUACAUUUUAAUCAACACACAAAAACUAAGCAAACCAAGUAAUGUCAAGAGUUUUGCUGCUUUUUCUGUGAUAAAAGAGAUUUAUGUUGUUACUUUUAUGAAGUAUGGUAGCUCAUUGUUGGGGCAUGCGGAAGUGUCACUGGAUAACAGAUGAAUGUAGCACGGUUUUAAACUUUUGUUACUUGUUCUAUAGGACCUUUAAAGUUGUGUUUCAAUUUUUCCCCUUGUAUUGUGUAACGACAUACAUGAAACAAAGGAUACGGAUGUCUCAUCAUUCUUAACUUAAACUUCCUGUAAACCAAUGCUAAGUCAGACUGACUAAUGUGAGAUUGAUGUAAGAAGAAACAAAUAUUCCAUGCUAAAUGACUGGAAAGACUUUUCUAUUUUGGCUCACACACAAAUGUAACUGUCACCUACUUUUGCAUAUUUAUUUGUGGAGCUAAAGCAAUUUUGAGUAUGCUGAUUUGCCUGGCCCCUUUGAACUGUUGUGCAGGUGAUGUGGUGGUUCCACACCUCUAGCCAUGCCUCUGUGUCACCUUAACACCUAGGUGUCCACAGUGGGCUGAUGAAGUUAACGUAUCCCUGGUUACAACGGUAGGCCAGUGCCGUGAAGUCUGGUUCUGCUCAUUGCUGCAGUGUUGCCAGGUUGUGUAUAUAUUGAGCCUCUGAAAGGGUGAAGAAAGGGGAGUUAGCAAAAAAUGGAACUCUGAAAAACAGAAAAUAAAAGAUACAACACUGCAGGUUACUUUUGUCCUAAAAAACCUAGUGUUUAUAUUGAGAUGGUGGAGAGAGUGGUGGCUUCUUGUCCUGUCCAAAUCAGCCAAACACACAGACAUCACCCCAGCUUCCAGCUCCUAUUUUCCCAUGUGGUGGGAUGCUGCAUCCAUGCAACUUCCGUGUUAAUUCAGUGUGAAUCUGCCCAGGCAGAUCAGGACCAGGGUGUGAGGCAGGAGCCAAACCUGUUCAUUACAAUGCACAGAGUACUGCCCACUAGUGUAUGCAUUUCACCCACCUCUGAGCAGGUCUGGUGGGUGUCACUGUUACAGAUGAUAGGUUAGAAUUGCACAGUGGAACAGAAGCCAGAAAUAAAAAGCUGAACAGUUAGGUGGUGUUUGUAUCUCAGUGUGUACGAAUACUUUUGCAUUUCUUAAACUUUACUUUUUUUUGCAAAGGCAUCUGUUAUGCCAGUCUGCUGUAGGGAUACCACAAGAAUCGAGCUUUUACUAGAAUUACUGAGCAGCUUUCCUCUGAAGCUUGCCAGUCCUCAGCUCUCAUUGACAUUCAGAGGUGCUUGACACUGAGCAUUGGAGGUCCUCAUACUUCAUUGCUUCCAUUGAAGCUUCCUGUCCUCCUGGGCUCCUCCACCUUCACCUCCUGGCUCACACACUGGUGUGAUUUUUGAGAAUUAAUCGUGUUACACUUUUAAGUCAGAAAAAUAAAUGCUACUCUUGUUAAUAGUGCAGAAUGCAGUUCUAUAGUAAGAAGGAAGAGGAUCAUCAUUUAGCUGGGUAUGGCCAGGUACCAACACAGCACUGAAAAUCAAAAGGAAAGUUUUGCACAGAUUCAGCUGUAGCUCUUUACAGCAUCUGCACUGCAGUCUGUACUGUUUCUUGGUGCUGAAAUUUAGGGGAAGUUUGCAAUAAUUAAAUCUUGUGUUGAUUUCUUAGCUGUGUGUUUACAGAGAGAAAAUAUUGUCAAGGCAAAAGGCAAACCUGGUCCUGCUCUUUUUAGGUGUGGCCUCAUCCCCUGCACUGUCAUCAAACUAAGUGAUAAAGGGACUGGACCCUUUUGAUAGCACUUCCCUCUUUCUGUGCUUUCCCUCAUUGAAAACUUCAGGAAAUCUAUGGACCAAAAUACUGAAAAAACAGGUGUUUGGAAAAAGCAGCACAUAUUUAAGUUGCACAUCUUUAACAGAGAGUUGCAGGCUCUGUGAUUGGGCAGAGUGCACGGAGCAGUUAGAUUGUUUUGGUUUAAUUUUGUUAAUUAGUGAUUGAAAAUAAUGAAAUCAGUCUUUCUGGAAAUGUUGAAGUGAUUUGUGGCUUGAUUCCCUCUUUAAAUAAAUAUGUAUGGGUUUGUGUGUGUACAUACAUAAUGUACAUGCCUAUUCAUACAGGUGUACACUGCACUAGUAGCAGUUAGCACGUCGGUCUCUCUCUGUUGUAGGGCUGCAGGCACACAGUCUGCACGUAGGCAGAGGGUCCCAGCACUGUCUGCAACCUCGGACAAGCAAAGCACUGCCCCUCGGUCUCACCAGCAUGCUCACCCCUGUCUGCACUGGUGGAUUUGCUCACUUUUCUUAUGUAUUUUGCAAAUCAGAAGAUUUUAAAGCUUUGUUAGAACUGUAUACAGAACGGUCUUCUGCAGGUCCUUCUGCAUGUUGUCUUCUGGUUGUUUUCUGGGUGUGGGAGGUUGGCAGGAUUGAUUUAUUGGAGUGCUGAUAAUCUAGGAAGGAAACCCUUCUAUAUAUUUUUAACCCUAACUUUGAUUUUUUGUGAGCGCUUUCAGUAGCUUGCUUUUGAGCAGGAUUAUGAGUGACAUCCAAGUUUACCUACUUACCAUAGUGGCAUGUGGGUCAUCUGCAGAUUGCACAGUUUGUUAACCUCCCAUAUGGAUUUUACUCUACGUUUUCCACCAGUAAAACUGAUUUUUCAAGGCUGUGACACCUUAGUCAUGACAUUGAGCUCUCCAAUCCCUCAUUAUAAAAUGAGCCUUCUGUUACUAAUUGGCAGUACUAAAUGGUACUUUUCUGUUGGCAUUAAGUAAUGGUUUAAAAAAUGUGCGUCUUGCUGGAAGGUUUGGCAGUAGUGCCUAUUCCUUUGGGAAGUUUGGGCCAUGUUAAGAACAAGCCGUAGGGUUUGUGAAACCUGCCCUGCUGAGUUAGGCAAGUUUCCUCUUCCAGAGCAAGGAGAGGUGAGGAGGGCUUUCAGCUCAUGAGAUCGGGUCCAGCCUGCAUAACCCAGGAGCCUGAGCCUCCUGCUGGGUUUUUGGUGGGAGCUUUGGCACUCACCAGUGGAAGUGGGUUUGGGCUCCAGUGCAGAAGCGUCUGAAGGAAAGGGGGAUCCCGGGGCACCAGACGUAAAGCGUAGCCAGCCCAUUUGGAAGUGGGGAGUGCACAGUGAACCUCUUCUGACUCUAUACUUUCCCAUACACAUUUACUGUCUGAACAACUGCUUUCAUAUUUUCCAGUCACGUUGCAAUGGUAACUCACUGGUCACUGACAAGUGUUAGAUAUAUUGCUAGAAGACCAGGCAGCUAAAAGACUAAAAUGCACUGUGCUCAUUGUAAAAAUCGGCUUCUUAUAUUGUUUCUUUUUAUAUGGUUGAAGAGGUGGUUGCGCUUCAGAUUUUUUUCCUUUUCUUUUUUUAAAGAGGUCAAAUGUAUAUGAAGUGCAUGUUACCCUGAACUUUUUGUUUGUACAUCUUGGUGUCUGAUCAUCUGCAUGAAAGACACAGUGGUGCCAUGUCUGAGCUUGUUCUCUUGUGCUUGGUUGAUAUAAACUUCUCUAGAUUGCUGAGUUUUCCCCAAAAUAACUUUGGUUAAUAUUUAGUUAUUGGGAGACAUCAAAACAAAACGUUAUGGUGGACCUUUGCUUUCUUACAGUUUAAACACAAACAACAAAGCCUUGUGGUUUCAAGUUAAUUUGUUAGUGUAAAUAAAUUUCUUGCCAAUGAGUAUUAUUGUUGUUAGACAACGAAUGCAAUAAAAUGAGAAAUCCUGAAUCUUUAUUA
Molecule: messenger RNA, 10529 nt
Organism: Athene cunicularia (burrowing owl)
Lineage: Eukaryota; Metazoa; Chordata; Aves; Strigiformes; Strigidae
Gene: PPP1R9A
Product: protein phosphatase 1 regulatory subunit 9A
Exons: 19
Coding region: 221-4246 (1341 amino acids)
Biological process (GO): calcium-mediated signaling; neuron projection development; actin filament organization
Cellular component (GO): cytoplasm; postsynaptic density; actin cytoskeleton
Molecular function (GO): actin filament binding
Source: RefSeq, a predicted model, not a curated record